ACUCUGCAGAAAAGGAAACGUUCCCUGGAUUCUGUGUGAAACUACGGGAGCAGAUAUCAGAUCCCAGCAGCCAAGGUCACUCUGUGCUAUCUCCCAUUUGUGUGCUGGCAACAGAGUUUCUCUCCCAGACUUCCCUCAGACUCAGACAGCUGCAGAGCCAAACACAUCCACGUCUGAGUAAGUCUCAGGAGGGACCGUCUUCUAAACCCGCAGGAGGACUGGGAGUCAUGGUGUCCUGCGCUCUGCUCCUGGUUCCUCUGUGGAUCCUCAGUCUGAGUGGAGGCUGCAGGGCCGAGGAGCUGACCAGGGAGGCCGUGUUGUCCUGGUUCAGCGGCCGGGUUCUGGAGGGCCUCGGGCUGGAGGAGCCUCCCCUGGCCUCAGCGCUGGGCCCCGACGUGGACCCGGCCCAGCCAGAGGGAGCAAGGCCCCUGCAUGUGAGGCCCCCGAGGAGCAGGACCUCCUGGGGGGACCAUCGGACCAGUCCCACCCAGGACAAGGCUCAGAUUAUUCUCUUCCCCAGUUCUGACUCGUCUUGUGGCCCAGAAACCACCAGGAGCCACUUCAUGUAUUAUUUCCAGCCGUCGCUGACCGACCAGGAUGCCGUGGUCACCGCGGCCCACUUCUGGUUCUACGUGGGCGAAGGGGCCAACUCUUCGGCGCCCCUCUUCAUCCUCACCUCAGCACCGGAGCUUCUCCAGGCAGCGGAGGCCCCGUCUCAGAGGAGCCCGGACGGGUGGACCACCUACGACCUGGAGCGGCCGGCGCUGGCCUCUGUGGCUCAGGGUCCCUUCGUCCUCCAGGUCCGCUGUCCGGCCUGCGAGUGCCACGCUGACCAACCAGACAAGACGCCCUUUCUUGACCUUCACGCUCAGCCACGUGCUCGAGUCAGAUCUCGCCGCCAUGCCCCGCUCAACAUUCCCUGGUCUCCCUCUGCCAUCGACCUGCUGCAGCGCCCCUCUGUGGAGAGACCCGAGCACAGCGACUGCCAGCGAGCACACGUGGAAAUCAGCUUCGAGGAGCUGGGCUGGGGCAACUGGAUCGUCCAUCCCACGGCGCUGACCUUCUACUACUGCCACGGAAACUGCUCGGCCAGGGAUCGAACCACCGCCGCGCUGGGCAUCAGUCAGUGCUGCGCCCCGGUGCCGGGGAGCAUGAGGUCCCUGAGGAUCACCACGACGUCCGACGGAGGAUACUCGUACAAGUACGAGACCCUGCCCAACAUUAUAGCUGAAGAGUGUUCUUGUGUCUGAAGGGCACAGGUUAAAGGUCGAGUUCACACGAAUCACACGAGGACCUGUCUCUUCAUCCCGUUGUUGGUUGUGUGUGUUUUAUUAGUUUGAACAGUUAAUACACAAUAAUCACCACACUCAAUACAACUCACAUUAUCUCUUUUCAUUUCCUGUGUGCAUUGCAUUGUGGGAAGUGUCCAUCAACAGCACAUGUAAAAAAUAAGCUUUUCGUUAUCAAGUUUUAUUUUGUAAUUUGUGUUACUUCCCUUUUUACUUGACUUACUUUUAUCAGGUUUCUUCUACUUGGAUGUAAAAGUAAAAUUAAAAGUCUGCAUUGUGUUGUCUCCUCUCACCUGUGGGGGGCGCUGUUUGCCCACAUUUAAACUGCACCGUCACGUUCAGAUGUUCUUGAUCUGCAGCUUUUUCUAUAAUAAAUCACUGGUGAGAACAUG
Molecule: messenger RNA, 1681 nt
Organism: Hippoglossus stenolepis (Pacific halibut)
Lineage: Eukaryota; Metazoa; Chordata; Actinopteri; Pleuronectiformes; Pleuronectidae
Gene: inha
Product: inhibin subunit alpha
Exons: 2
Coding region: 228-1250 (340 amino acids)
Biological process (GO): SMAD protein signal transduction
Cellular component (GO): extracellular region
Molecular function (GO): cytokine activity; growth factor activity
Source: RefSeq, a predicted model, not a curated record